Molecule: messenger RNA, 3592 nt
Organism: Amaranthus tricolor (Joseph's coat)
Lineage: Eukaryota; Viridiplantae; Streptophyta; Magnoliopsida; Caryophyllales; Amaranthaceae
Exons: 26
Coding region: 182-3325 (1047 amino acids)
Biological process (GO): tRNA export from nucleus; rRNA processing
Cellular component (GO): small-subunit processome; CURI complex; UTP-C complex
Source: RefSeq, a predicted model, not a curated record
UCUUGCCCUUUUUCUUGAACCUCAUGCUAAUAAGACUCAAAACCUGCUCAGUUUCCCUUCUCUUCUCCCUCCCGCCUCUCCGCACACUGCAAUUUAACUUAACAUCCACUGUCACUGUCACUGUCACUGUCACCGUCACCGUCACUUUCGGCGGAACUCCGGAAAAAAUCAACCGUAGACAAUGGCGGUUGAGCCACUAAGCGAUAGAGUGAGUCAACUCAUUAAGGAUGUUACCUUUGAGCUUUCAACUUCAACAACUCAAUUCAUUGAUAAAACUAUUUCUUCCAUUAAAAAUGUCAUCUCCAAUAUUCCUGAAGAUUUCCAGGUUACUGCUGAUGAGGCCCCUGGAUUUGUGAGAGAUGUAGGUGCAGAUAAAGUGGAUUUUAAAUUCAAAAAGCCUAAAUUGUUUCAAAUUGGUGGAAGUUAUUCAAUUAAUUGUAUUGUGAAGCCUGAUAUUAUUGUUGAUCUUCUAAUGCGCUUACCUAAGGAUUGCUUUCAUGAGAAAGACUAUUUAAAUCACCGCUAUCAUGCGAAAAGGUUCCUGUAUCUUUGUAUUCUCAAGAAGUUCCUAGAGUCCUCAGCAGUCAUAUGCAGGAUUGAAUGGUCUUGUCUGCAAAAUGAGGCUCGCAAACCGACAUUAAUCGUAUAUCCAGAAGCUGGCAAUCUCCCUGGGUUUUUUAUUAGAAUAAUCCCUACAGCUGCAUCCUUAUUCAGUAUACCUAAGCUAAUUGCCAGACGGAAUAAUGUGCGAGCUUUGAACCAAGAAGGUGUUUCGUUACCAACACCCGUAUACAACAGCAGCAUUUUAGAGGACAUGUUUAUUGAAGAGUUUGGAGCACUAGUCAAAGAAAGUUUCCAUGAUUGGGAGGAACUUACAAAAGCUUUGGUUUUAAUGAAGGUUUGGGCACGCCAAAGAAGUUCCAUCUACAGCUAUGAUUGCUUGAAUGGUUAUAUUAUUGCUGUCAUAAUGUCUUAUCUUGCUGCAAAUAGGAGUGGUGGAAUGUUUAACAAGCUGAUGAACGCGAUGCAAAUUUUUCGUGUGACUUUAGACUUCAUUGCUAACUCAAAAUUGUGGGAGAAAUGCUUGAGUUUACAGUCCAAACAGACCUGCCAGCUCACAAAACAGGAGUUGAAAGAAAGGAAGCAGUUUUUGCAACGUUUUCCGGUAGUCAUUUGUGAUAAAUCUGCAAAUUACAAUUUGGCAUUUCGGAUAUCAAAGAGUAGCUUUCUAGAGCUUCAAGCGGAGGCUGCUUUGACACUUGAUUGUAUUCAGAAGUGUCCAGAUAAUGGAUUUGAAGAAGUAUUUCUGACCAAAUCUGAUUUUGCUGCCAAAUAUGACUAUUGUGUGAGGUUGAAUGUGAAGGGCAAUAGUGUUGUGAAAGCAUCAGGGUAUUGUGUUGACAACGAAUGUUGGAGGUUGUUUGAGGACAAGGUGUAUUCUCUUUUAUGCCAGGGUUUGAAUGAUAGAGCAAAGUUCAUCCGCGUCAUCUGGAAAAACUGUUACAGAAACUGUCGUAUUGAAGAUGGGUUCUCAUUGCUUGAUGUAGAACCAUUGCUCAUUGGUGUUGCUAUUAGUGGUCUGGACAAAGCACUUCGACUGGUUGAUAAAGGUCCUGAUCCAGAACAUAAAGAGGAGGUUGCCAAGUUUCGUAAGUUUUGGGGAGAAAAGUCUGAAUUUCGGAGAUUUAAUGAUGGUACCAUUGGAGAAUGCGUUGUGUGGCAGUACAAGCAGUGGGAAAGGCAUCUUAUUGUAAAAAGAAUUAUUGAGCAUGUAUUAUCACGACAUCUUUCUCUAUCAAUAGAUAAUGUAGUUGUUUGUGCGGAUCAGCUAGAUUUUUCCCUCUGUCAUGGUAGUACAGAUCCUAUAUCAUAUACUGGAGGCUUGCUUGAAGCAUAUGAAAAUUUGUCUAAGUGUUUGCGUACUUUGGAUGACAUUCCCUUGAGGGUAUCUAGCGUUCAACCUUUGGACUCAGCUUUCAGGCUCACUUCUGUUUUCCCUCCUGAGCCUCACCCGUUGGCUGGAGAAAAAGGAUCUUUUUUAAGAACAAUAAAGGUUGCUACAACUUGUGUUCAGCCAGUGGAAGUGUUGAUUCAGUUGGAAGGAUCAGGAAACUGGCCAAUGGAUGAAUUGGCAACUGAGAAGACUAAAUCUGCUUUUCUUCUAAAGAUCGGCGAAAGUCUUCAAAGUAAAUGGGGUGUCAGCUGCAUUGCUACCGAAGAUGAUGUUGAUGUAUUGCUUUCUGGAUAUGCUUUUCGGCUAAAAAUUUUACAUGAGAGGGGUCUGAGUUUGGUGCAAGGGCAGGGUUUUCAAGUCAAGCGGGUAUCUUCGAUAGACAAGAAACUUUUUAUGAGAAGUCAGCAUUCUAGCAUGAUUAAUGGUCUGCAGGGGCGGUUUCCAUUUUAUGGUCCUGUAGUCAGGAUUGCAAAGCGAUGGGCUGCUUCACACCUCUUUUCUGCUUGCCUAAGAAGUGAGGUUAUCGAGCUCUUAGUAGCUCACCUAUUUCUGAAUCCAUCACCAUUUUAUGCUGCUAACUCAAGGAUCACGGGUUUUUUGAGGUUUUUGAGAUUGUUGUCCGAGUAUGAUUGGAAGUUCUCUCCUAUGAUUAUUGAUAUAAAUGGGGACAUAACUGCUGAAAACAAGACAGAGAUCAAUGAAAACUUUGUGUCAAGUAGAAAAGGUCAGGAUGGAAUUACUAAUGAAGUAAGCCCUGCGAUAUUCUUGGCUACAACUUACGAUAAGUGUUCAGAAGCAUGGACAGCCUGUGCGCCAAAUUCCUUCGAGCUUAAAAGGUUGGUGGCUUAUGCUAAGAGUAGUGCUAAUUUGUUGACUAAACUCAUAGAGCAAGAUUAUGAUUCCAAUGGUUGGGAGUGUCUUUUCCGGACUCCUUUAAACAACUAUGAUGCAGUAGUUCUUCUGCACAGGGACCAAAUGGCAUAUCCACAUCGCCUCCUUUUCCCAUCUGAGGUCAAGGAAGGGACUUAUGUGGCCCGUGGAAAUUCUAGCAAGGAGUUUUCACCCAUCUUGAGACUCACGGAUGUGAAGGGAAGCUUAGAUGCACUGAAAAAGAAGUUAAUGGUCGACUUUGAUCCUCUACAAUGUUACCUUGUGGAUCUGCAGGGAGGGUUCCCCAACUCAUUCAAUCUGUGGUAUGAUUCUUUGGGUGGUGAUGCUAUUGGCAUAACAUGGGAUAAAUCUGUCUCAAAGAAACGAGACCGACAGGAAGAAAGCAAAGAUGCUAUUGAUAUCUUAAAAGCGGUCGGUGAAGCUGGGAAAGGAUUUGUGAGAAGUGUCCAUCUUCUCAAAACUCCUAGGCUUUGUAAUUAGGGACAUCCCCCUAAUUUAGAUCACCUUAUUGGAUAUAACUCGGGGUUCUAAUUUAUAGGAUAAAGGUUUAGUAUGGUAUAUUACUGCCGCACUUGCUGUUGUGGCUUGCAAUUUUGUUUCAGAAAAUGUUGCACUAGUAUUUAAGUCUCCAUUUUAGUAAACGGAUUGCAUUAAUUUUAUUAUUGUUAUUUUUUUUGAAGACGAAAUAAAUUGUAUUUACCAUGGUAAAUAUUGUAGGCUUUUUUUAGUUUUACCUUUACUUUUUUA